CUCCAGGACAUCCGGGACAUUUUGGUUCCCGGCAAGCAGUGCGCCACCCGGGAGGGGCGGGCCAGAGGAGAGGGUUGGCCGGAAGGCGGAAGUGCAGAGAAUUCCGGUCGGCGUGAGCAUCGUGCGUUACUUGAAUUCCUGGGUUUUCGCAGGUAAAAUAUGGCUAAAAGUUUACGGAGUAAGUGGAAAAGGAAGAUGCGUGCUGAAAAGAGAAAAAAGAAUGCCCCAAAGGAGCUCAGCAGACUUAAAAGUAUUCUUAAAAUAGAUGGUGAUGUUUUAAUGAAAGAUGUUCAAGAGAUAGCAACUGUGGUGGAACCCAAACAUUGUCAAGAGAAAACGCAGUGUGUGGUGAAAGAUGAAACAGAUGACAUGAAGAUGGAGACUGAUAAUAAGAGAAACAAAAAGACUCUUCUGGAUCAGCAUGGGCAGUACCCCAUAUGGAUGAACCAGAGGCAAAGGAAAAGACUGAAAGCAAAACGUGAGAAAAAGAAGGGGAAAAGCAAAGUAAAAGCCAUGAAGGCAGCAAAGGGUUUGACCUGGUAGACUCUGAAAACUUGAAAAAUGCCACAUGGGGCGAAUUGAUCAGAAAGCAUACAUGGAUUUCAGCUUCCACCAAAUGAAAACUUUAUUUCCAUUUUUUUAACUUGGCCUUUUUCUUCAAUUCAAGCCCAACAUAACUCCUCAAAUUUGGUAACUUGAAUAAAAUAUUUUAUUUGAUGAGUGAAAGUACACUGAUAUUUUAAUUGCAUGUUGUCCUCUCUGCGGGGAUUAUCAGACAUCAGGAUUCUCUCAAGUGUUAAUACAGUUGUAAUUGUUUGGUCUUAGAAAAAGUAAAAUAUGACAUCAUGCUGACAAAUUUGAACUAACUCAGAUUUAAAGUAAACUGUUGUUAUCACUUGAAAAAUAUGUCAGUGGAUCAUAUAAUCAGUACUUAUUUGGAGUUUUGAUUUUGUAUAAUUCAGAAUAAAAGAUACAUCUAGA
Molecule: messenger RNA, 981 nt
Organism: Dama dama (fallow deer)
Lineage: Eukaryota; Metazoa; Chordata; Mammalia; Artiodactyla; Cervidae
Gene: LLPH
Product: LLP homolog, long-term synaptic facilitation factor
Exons: 3
Coding region: 160-543 (127 amino acids)
Biological process (GO): dendrite extension
Cellular component (GO): nucleolus
Molecular function (GO): RNA binding
Source: RefSeq, a predicted model, not a curated record